Molecule: messenger RNA, 1941 nt
Organism: Candida dubliniensis CD36
Lineage: Eukaryota; Fungi; Ascomycota; Pichiomycetes; Serinales; Debaryomycetaceae
Gene: GPI1
Product: phosphatidylinositol N-acetylglucosaminyltransferase
Exons: 1
Coding region: 1-1941 (646 amino acids)
Biological process (GO): GPI anchor biosynthetic process
Cellular component (GO): endoplasmic reticulum; membrane
Source: RefSeq, a predicted model, not a curated record
AUGAAUUCUACUCAAUCCGCCCAUCCACUACAAAUAUAUUUUCCUAAUGAUUUGAAAACUCAUUAUCAAGAUCAGGGUUAUUGGUUAGGUUAUAAAUUGAAUAAUAUUUAUAUUGUCUUCAGUUUAGUAUUUAAUGACAAGGAUUUGAAACUACCUCCUGAAUUAUCAGAUUUGACAAUAAUUGGAACCCAUAACCAUAACAAGAAGACACCAAAACAGGAAGAAGGUGAUAAUUAUUAUGAUUUACAUUUGAUUUAUGACAAUGUCAAUCAAUUAUUAAUAAAUCAACAUCAAACUUCAUAUUUAAUUUAUUUUGAUCCUCCUAAUUUUCAAAAUUUAGAAUAUUUUUCAAUAACACCAAUAUUAUUACAAUCUAUGGGACCAAGACUAGAAAAAUGUCAAGAUUAUCCAUUAUUUGACAAACUAAAACAAUUUGAAUAUCAAAAACUCCACGCCACUAAUAAGAAUCAAAGUUUCAUAUCGGAUGAUUUAGUGCUUGAUAAAAUCAAUCAUUUAUAUCGAAAUCGAUUAUUAUAUAAACGAUUCCAUUCAAAUCGGUCAUUUAGUGCAUUAACCCCCCAAAAAUUCAAUUUUUUCAUUAUUCAAAACAUCAUUAUCCCAAUAAUUAUAUUUAUUCAAAAAUUGUUAAUAAUAUUGAUAACAAUUAUCAAUUAUAAAGUUUUAAAUUUGAAAUCAGAUUAUGAUGGAUUAAGUUUAGUGGGGAUAUCUCGAGUUUUCCGUCAAUUAGACUUACGAUUAAAACAAUUUAAUUAUUUCCCAACUCAAUUUUUAUGUUAUUAUUAUGAUAAAAAUAUUUUAUAUUCGGAAAAUUCUUUAAAAUUACCUAUAUUUAAUGAUAAUUUAAAUAUUAAUAAUUCUAAUUAUAUUAAUUUAUAUAAUUCAAUUUGGUUAAUUUUCAAUGAUAUUUUAAUAGGCGUGACAUUAUAUCAUGUGAUAAUGGAUAAUUUCGAAUCAAUUAUUAAAUUUAUUCGAUUGACAAUUAUGGAAAAAUAUUUAUUUAUGGAAUUAAUGAAAUUGAUUACUUGGAUAUCAACGGAAAAUCCUGCAGGGUUUAAAUUGAAUACUGAUUUAGGGAAAUUUUUAGGAGAUUUAUAUAUUUGGACAAUUGGAUUUUGUCAAACUAUUGUCAUGAAACUUGAUAGAAAUAGCAGUGAUUCUUUCAAUUAUAUUUUAUUGAUCGACAAAAUACUUAAAGUAUUAUGUUAUUAUGGAGGUUGUUCAUUUUUAUUGAGUUUUUUAAUUGAUGGGAUUAAUUUAAUCACGUUACAUAUUUAUGGAUUUUAUUAUUGUUCAGCUAAAAUAUAUCGACGUCAAUUAGAAAUCAUCAAAUCAUUAUUUCAAUUAUUUCGUGGUAAAAAAUAUAAUGUUUUAAGAAAUAGAAUUGAUAAUUUAAAUAAUUAUGAACUUGAUAGUAACACCAACUGUGCUAAUGAUAAUUCUAAUUUUGAAAUUGAUCAAUUAUUAUUGGGGACAUUAUUAUUUAUGAUGAUGAUUUUUUUAUUACCGACGGUAUUUGCAUUUUAUCUUGUAUUUUUCAUUAUGCAUUUAUUAAUUUUAAUGUCAUUUAAUUUAUUAGAAAAUUUACAAAUUAUAAUUUGUUUUAUUCCAUUAUUUGUUAUAUUGUUAAAAUUGAAAAAUUCUAAAAGAUUACAAGGUGGGAUUAAAUUUGAAUUUAUAAGAUUUUAUCAAGGAAUGACAAUUUUAAAAUUAUCUAAUAAAUCAUUAACUUAUCAAGAGAUUUUCAUUAAUUUUAUAAAAUUAUUUAGAGGAGCAAAAAAUUUCCGUGAUUCAAUAUUGUGGAAAUUUUUAUUAGGACAAAUUGUUAAAAUUAAAUAUGAUAAUAAUUUAAAAUUUCAUUAUUUAAUGUUACCACAAGAAUAUAGUGAAACUAUAAAUAUUUGGAAAUUUGUCAAACAAUAA